Messenger RNA from Cladocopium goreaui, 3607 nucleotides. The record is from the annotation of a GenBank genome assembly. Lineage: Eukaryota; Dinophyceae; Suessiales; Symbiodiniaceae.
AGGACGACAUGCUGGCGGUUGGCAGUUGGGAUCAGACGGUCUACAUCUUCAGCUCUAGUAGUUCCAAGUCGCCACUGAGACUUCUGAAAGGCAACACCAGUUCGGUGACCCACAUGCAGCGCAGCGCCGAGGGAACAUAUUUGAUGACCAACUCCAAAGAUGGCCAGGUGCUGUACUUCAACGUGCUGAGCGGCGAGCGCGUGACGCAGGAAACGGUGAAGAACUGCAGCUGGAAGGACUGGAGCUGUCCAAUGGCCUGGCACACGAUGGGCAUGUGGGCGGCCCAGCGUCACUUCGGCAUCUCAGGGAUCAAGUGCUGUCGAGCCUUUCACGCGGUGACAGGUGAAGCCCUGCUGGCGGCCGGUGAUGUUUCGCACCAGAUAACGCUCUUCCACUUUCCGUCGUUGUCGGGAAAGCAAGGCUUCCAUCGCUACGAUGGACACGGGGGCUUCGUCUCGUGCAUGGCGACGUUGCCGGGCGCAGAUCCGACCACGGCAGCAGCGCUUUUGACGCUGGGUGCUGACGAUGGGGCACUGCUGCAAUGGCGCUUGGUGUCCCGAGCUGUUUCGGCUCGUGCUUGGCACGACGAGGAGAGGCAGCCACAACAAGCCAUGCGCUUGCGCGAAGGCACCAAAGCAGCCGCGCCGCGGCGGAGGCCCCCUUGGGACUUCGAGGACGCGGAGGAAGAAGCGCUGAAGGGUCGGGGUGCAGCACGAGGCCCCUGGGUGCAACACGGCGGCACGGACUUGCCGUACGCGGAGCAGUUGGAGGAGCCUUUGAGCCGACAGCGCCGUCGGCAAAGUGGCACAUCUGGAGGUGAGCUGCGUCUGAUGGAUAGACGAAGAAAAGCCACCUUGGGUGAGUUGGAGGAAGGCGAAAGACAAAUGAAGCAGGCUCAGAAAAGAAUGGAGAAAGAAGCAGAGGAAAGAGGUGAAAAGGCGUUGGAGGAUCAAACUGAAGUGGAAAGGGACGAAACCAGAGGCAGUGAGGUAGUUUUAGCUAGCCAAGCUGUUGUUGCCAAGGAAAGUUCCAAAGGUACUCCGAAGGCUGAGGUUCAACAAUCCCCCGCAGAUUCAGCAGUGAAGCGACCACAGUUGCUUCCUCCUUCGACACCACCACCUGUGCCGCCUGAGAGUUUUGCUUCACCAGCUAAGGUCACUCCACUCACCAAGGUGACUCCAGAAUUCGAACAGGUCGCAAACGGACCUGAAACCACUAAGGCCGCAAACAGUGUUUCAGGAAACAGGACUGGGGAAUCAGAGAGAGGAUCUGCUUCCAACCGGUCUCCACCAAGGAACACUGAGGCCUCUCCUGAUGUUGCACCGCUGUUCACUCAGGAACAGCUCAAUCAGAUCCGACAGAUUCAGGAUCAAGCUCCUUGGCUGUAUGCGCCGAGUCAAUCCAUGUUCACUCAUGCAAACACCUUCACUACUCCAGCACGUCCACUCUUUCUGACUCAAGAGGAGCUGAACAGAGGGGGAGCCGUCAUGUCACAGAGAGAUCCCCAACUGGAGUAUUAUCAAGAGAGAUUCAUGCAUGAUCAAGUUGAAAAGGAGGAGAUUAGGAAGACUUUGCGAAUGCUGGUAGAGGAGAACAGGCAGUUGAAGAAUAGACUAGAAGGUUUAGAGACCAGAAGUCGAGAAGAAGAAGAUCAGAAAUUUUCCACUCCAGAGGAAGAGUGGAAGUCGUCGCAAAGAAUGAAGCAGGUUGCCAGUGACUUGGAGGAGGCUGCCAAGAAGAAGGAGGCUGCUGAGACCCCCAAGGAGACACACAAACCCCAAGCAAGAACAAAGGAGGCCGCAGAACCCCCAGAGGAGGCUGCAGACCCCCCAAAGCAAGCAGAGGACACCCCAAGAGGAGAGGCAAAUGAGGCAGGACAGCAGCACUCAGAAAAGCCGAAGGGGCGAGAGGGCACAUCAAGCCGAGAAGAGUCUUUCACAGAAAAGACCAUGCAGUUUAUGAUGACGAUGAUGGAGACCAUGAAAGAGAUGCAAGGGAAAGUCAAUGAUGGCAAAGAGGAGACAGGGAUGAUCAGGGGCGUGGAGGUGGUUCGCAGUGGAGUUCAAGACCUUCCUGCGUUGCCUCCAUGGACUCCCAAUCUCGGACCCCUCCAACUAGGAGACUGGAUGCUCCUGGUUCAGCCGGUGAUAGCGGAUCUUUCCCUGUCAUCUGAGGAAUGGUGGUCAAAGAUGACCAAUCAAUCAGAGUCGUGGUAUCAGCAUCAUCUUUCGCUGGGACCACUGGAUCGACUUCAACACCUACCAGAUCCACCGAAGAUGCUGCAGGAAGAGAGAUGGCAAAGAUUGGAGCGCAGAGUGUCAACAAUGAUACUCCAGGCAUUGCCAGAAGCAGUGCGAGAGGAGCUGGUCUCAGCAAGGUCAAGCCUUCUGGUCGACACGGCCCCCUCAGAGGUGAACAUAGGCCAAUUGGCCACCCACAUCCUUUCUGAGGUUGAUCAACUAGCACACAUCGACAAGAAGGGAGCACAAGCAGGCCAAAAAGGAGAUCAGGCAAAGAUCAAGACAAUGGAAGUAGAUGAAGGAGACAAAGGAAAAGGAAAGGGCAAGGAGGCCCAAGAAGAAGCAAAAGGAAAGGCUCGAUGUAAGUUUUAUUUGAGCGAAGCCGGAUGUAGAAGAGGCAAGGAGUGCAGCUGGCCACAUGAAGGUAGUGAUGGGAAGCGCCGAUGCUACAUCUGUGGCUCCACAGAGCACCUCGCCCCAAGCUGCACCCGACCUCGAGUUCCCAACGAUGGAAGCCCAAGAAAGCAGAAGAGUGCCAAAGCCGAGGGGGAGGAGCCAAGUCCCCAAUUGAAGGAAGAAUCUCCAAGCAAGCGAUCUCCAGCAGAGCAGUCAAUACGGGAUCGCAAGGGAUCUCCAGCAGAGCAGUCAAUGCGGGAUCGCAAUGGAUCUCCAGCAGAGCAGUCAAUGCGGGAUCUCUUGGAGGAAGCCAACAAGAUGCUAAAGUCUCUCACCACGACGUCAAGUGCCUCUUCGGAAGCGUCAAAGGAAGAGGAUACAAAAGAGGAGAUCAUGCAAAGGCUACAGCAGCAGCUCAAUGCCAUCAAGCUCAAGAAGUUCCAGUUGAAGAGGAUGUCAAGAGGAUGGAAGAUGGGCCUCAUUGACUCUGGGGCCACGCAUCCCCUCAGGCCUCCUCGACCAAACGAAGACGUGGGGAGCUACCGCAAGGUGACAGUUUCCUUAGCGGACGGAACAGAAGCAAAGCUCCCAAUGACAUCAUCAGGUGUCAUGAUUGGCUUGGAUGAUGAUGUGGAGCCUAUCGUCCCUAUGGGACUCCUCACAGGGAAGCUAGGAUGUGAGAUCACAUGGCGGGGCACCGAGGUUCAAUUGAGUCACCCCAAGAAGGGCAACAUCAAGGUUCACCACAUCAACGGAUGUCCCCAGAUUUCCAGAAGGGAUGCCUUAGACCUGAUCCAAGAGCUCGAAGAAAAAGGAGCUGAGAUCGGAUCAACGGCCGCUGACUUCCAAGAAGAAUGGAGGUGGAUGCUGAAGCUCAUCGACCAGCAUCCGAUCUUCUCUGGGCUACCCCAAUGGCUGAAGCAGGAGUUGCCAGUGGAGCCAGGAGAAUGGUCAGACCUCCCUACAAACAG